This is a messenger RNA of Coprinopsis cinerea okayama7#130, 1321 nucleotides long. RefSeq lists its product as hypothetical. Bases 8 to 1204 code for a protein of 398 amino acids. NCBI's taxonomy places the organism in Eukaryota, Fungi, Basidiomycota, Agaricomycetes, Agaricales, Psathyrellaceae. The transcript is spliced from 10 exons. The record is from RefSeq and is a predicted model, not a curated record.
UGUUACGAUGCUGGUAGACGGUGCUGCCCAUCUGAUGGUGAAACCUGCGGAGGAACGACGUGCUGUCAACCCGGAGCCAUUUGUUGCCCGAGUUCGUCCAGCGGAUGCUGCAUUGGCGGGGCUGUCUGUUGUCGUUCGAGCACUAACCCGUGCUGUCCGGGGGGAUCUACUUGCUGUGGGGACACCUGCUGCAGAGAAGGGGAAACUUGCUCAGCGGGCGGGUGUAUCAAUGAAGUUCAUCCGAACGAAUCGAGUAGUCCGAUUUGCUUACGACGAAUUGAGAAAUGGAGCUCUUCUUCGCAAUAUGUGUCGCGCGACGAGAUUCAUGAAUACUGUCACUCUGGAGUACGCAAAAGCCGAGAACGCGAUCCAGAAAUCUGAGAUCCGUCGGACCGCUUUUAUUGGAGGGUGCAGGGACGGAUUCUGCGGGGCCGUCACGGAACGAGGCACAUGUAACGAGUUCCCUCCAGCAAUGACGGACGAAGCUGUCCAAGGCGUCUGGCCGAUUUCCCGCCAAGUCAUCUCCUGUAUUCCUCAGAACCAGAACACAUACCAAGGUGCCGUGUUUAACAAUAUGAUUAGGCGCUCGGAGAUUGUGCAGGGUCAAGGCUUUGCUUUGGCUAUGGAUUGUGAUGGUGUGAGGACGGCUUUGGAUGAUGGAAUUGGUGCUGAUGAAGGGUCGCUGACGGAGACGAGGGAGAAUGGUGUAUCUGGCGAAUUGAAUGAGUAUCCCCCGCUCGAGUUCUUCGAUCAGACGACGGGAUUGAUCGUGGUUGGCUUCGGCGACUUGGGCCCUGGCUCAUACUCAGCCGAGGUGACGAUCGACGAAGGCUCCGCUGAAAUAGCUUACAUCGUUGAUAACCUGGGAGACGAACUAGCUGCAGUCGCAGAUCGUCUCCGAGCAGGAGAUACACAGACGCUAACAUGGGAAGUCUCUCCCGACGGUGAGCUGAUGGGUGUGGGCCUCGUUAUCCCCACUCUCGUCAAUGGAACAAAGGUCUCUUGGAAGUUCCAGGAGACGGGACCACCCUCCACGACCGGAACUAGAGGCAGGGGUAGCCAGACAACGAUUCGGGGUGGGUCGUCGACAGGGUCGCCUGACGAUUUCUUUACUGGUGGGGCUUUUCAAAUGGUGGUAAAUCGUGAGUUUUGGAAGGGUGUGGUGGGGAUGGCGGCUUUAGGAGUCGUGUUGGUGUGGAUCUAGUUCAUCAAUUGAACGGAAGCACGACUCGGUCUACUCCCUUUCUGUAAACGAUACAUAUGAUUACGAUUUCAUUGUUAAGUAUACCCUCAGGCUACCUAAACGAACCAUUUAUUAUCG